UUAAUAUGAUAUAUAAAAUAUAUCGCGUUUGUAAUAACCACAAACCACAAUCUGAUUAUGGAGAAUUGUGCAACUAUAUUUGGAUCUUCAUAUUCGCCUGCACCUUCUAAUUUGUUGGUGAAUACUGAUGCACAACAGGCUGAAUUCCAAGACGAGGUUAGCCUAAUCAAAGGGCCGGAAACUGAUGAGGUGAAAUCGGGCAACAAAAAGGGCAGAAACAGGCGUAGAAAAUUGCCUAGAUAUGCUUUUCAAACAAGAAGCAAGGUUGACAUAUUAGAUGAUGGGUACCGGUGGAGGAAAUAUGGACAGAAGUCUGUUAAGAACAACAAAUUUCCAAGGGGUUACUAUAGGUGUACACAUAGAGGUUGCAAUGUUAAAAAGCAGAUUCAAAGGUUAUUUGAAGAUGGAGAUAUCGUUGUGACAACAUAUGAAGGAAUGCAUUCACAUCCAAUUGAGCAUUCUAAUGACAACUUUGAGAACAUCCUCAGUCAGAUGAAAAUCUACUCCGGAUUUUGAGUCCUGAUCAGACAUGAAAAAAUUUGUUAUUUAACAAAUUGUAUUGUAUUUGUUCCCCUUCAGAGCUCUAUCUUCUUAAUCCCUCCCUGACUGUUGAAGAUCUCUAACCGGCCGGAGCUGGAAAUGCAGAAGUUGAUGUGGUAGAAUAUCGACUAUAAGUUUGCUUGUUAUUACAUUAUGAUUGAUGUAUCACCAUGUGCGUAAUCGAACCAAUUAUGUACAAACAUUGUGAAA
Messenger RNA from Olea europaea var. sylvestris, 750 nucleotides. RefSeq names its product probable WRKY transcription factor 75. The coding region runs from base 58 to 516 and encodes 152 amino acids. Gene Ontology annotation, molecular function: DNA-binding transcription factor activity; sequence-specific DNA binding. Lineage: Eukaryota; Viridiplantae; Streptophyta; Magnoliopsida; Lamiales; Oleaceae. The transcript is spliced from 2 exons. Gene Ontology annotation, biological process: regulation of DNA-templated transcription. The record is from RefSeq and is a predicted model, not a curated record.